Diabrotica balteata is the source of this 3536-nucleotide messenger RNA. NCBI's taxonomy places the organism in Eukaryota, Metazoa, Arthropoda, Insecta, Coleoptera, Chrysomelidae. The record is from the annotation of a GenBank genome assembly.
AUGCAACUAGCUAAAGAUCUUAAACUCAUUUUCAAAAAUGGAAAUAUUCGACAGUUUGAUGACAAAGGCGGCCAUGCUGCUGCAAGCCGUCAAAAUCUACUGGAAAACCCUAUUUGUUUUAAUUUACCCAUUAGUAUUAUUACCAGUUUUUUUGACGAACAAUACAUCAGCCUUCAGAUGUCUUUACGUGGUGCUCCUCAUGGCAGUAAGAUACGCUACUGGGUCUUCGAGGUUCUUCCUCUUCCAGUAACAUCUCUAAUCCCAAUGGUCCUCUUUCCUCUCAUGGGAAUUCUCGACUCAGACCAAACGUCGCUUUGCUACCUUAAAGAAACAAAUAUGAUGUUCGUCGGUGGGCUUAUUAUCGCCAUAGCUGUAGAACAUUGUAACUUACAUAAGAGGGUUGCACUCUACGUUAUUAGGUUGGUAGGGUGCAGUCCUAGGAGACUAAACAUUGGGCUGUGCUCGGUUACCAUGUUGGUUUCCAUGUGGAUUUCUAAUACCGCUGCAGCAGCUAUGAUGAUUCCGAUCAUAGAAGCGACAUUAGCAGCUUUAGAGGAGCAAGGAAUCGGCGAAGUAUUUGAACGAAACGAUCUCGAAGGUGACGAAAUAGCGAUAGAAAAUAGUGAUAUAGAAAAUAAGAGGCCUACGAGAACCACCAUGUGUUAUUUUAUCUCCACUGCCUAUGCUGCUAGUAUUGGAGGAAUGGGAUGUAUAAUUGGAUCUGGAACUAAUUUAACUUUCAAAGGAUUAUAUGAAACUUUUUUUCCUGAAAGUCCAGGCCGAAACUCAGUAGACGCAAAAAAGAUUAGAGUCGGUCAGCAGGGUGAAGCUGUAGCCAAAAAGUUAAUCAACCACCAGUUGGAGCAACUUGGACCAAUGUCCUUUCACGAAAAGGCGAUUGGGUUGUGUUUCUUGUUGUCCAUAAUCUUGUGGUUCUUCAGAAAGCCGCAGUUCGUUCCUGGAUGGGCUGAACUUAUCACUGAUCAUAAGGUGAAAGAUGCAACUGCAGCUUUGAUAGUAGUAAUGAUCAUGUUCGUCGUUCCCUCGAAACCUGAUUUUAUAUACAUUUUCAGUGGUAAUGAUCAGAUAAGGCCAAAAGUUGCUUCAACGGCUCUGAUCUCGUGGAAGAUCGUCCAACAAAAAAUGCCGUGGGGACUACUGUUUCUUCUCGGAGGUGGUUUCGCAAUGGCCGAAGGUUCCAAAGCUAGUGGAAUGAGUCAUAUGAUCGCCCAACACUUGAGAGGGUUCACCUCGUUAAAUAAGUAUUAUGUAAUGUUAAUUUCCGGUUGUAUGGGAGCUAUGCUAACGCAGUUCUCUAGCAACGUAGCUUGUGCCAAUGUUCUUCUUCCAGUGUUAGCAGAGAUGUCUGUGGAUGCUAAAAUUCACCCGAUGUAUCUCAUGAUGCCAGCUGCUCUAUGCUGCUCAUUUUCGUACUGUCUUCCAGUAUCAACACCACCAAAUGCCAUCGCCAAGGCUCCCUGUAACAUGCCUUCCAGUGAGAUGUCCAAAGUUGGCAUUGGAAUGACGAUAAUUUCCCUGCUCGUACUUUUUACUAUCUUCCCGUUCUAUGGCAAGCUCAUUUGGGACUUUGACACAUUCCCCGAGUGGGCGGAGCCUAACUAACCUUAGUUUGUCAAUUAUUGGGAAUUUGUAUCCGAUAUUUUGUGGGAUAGAUUGGGUAAUUGCGUCUAAGAAUGUGAAAUAAAGUAUACGUAAAGAUAAAUUUAGCAUGCAGUAUUUUUUACUAAAUAUAAACAGAGAACAAACAUAAUUAAAAUAGGUAAUGGUAUAUAAAGUAGUUUGUUUAUUUUUUUUAUCUAUUUUCAAUUAAAAUGUGUGUAUUUUACUGUUUUUGUUCGUUAGACGAACCGUUCCUGGUGUUACAGUAUUUUAUAACUAUAGUUUAUCCCCAAAAUACCGGUUAAAUAAACCUGAUUAGCAAUAUUAUAUUAUAUAUAUAUAUAUAUAUAUAUAUAUAUAUAUAUAUAUAUAUAUAUAUAUAUAUAUAUAUAUAUAUAUAUAUAUGUGUCAUUAUUUAUUUCUCAUAUUUCUAAAUUUUGUAAACAUUAUUUUCCCUUUCCAAAACAUAUACGAUUACAAACAUAUCGAGAACUUAGAGUAGUAUCUUUCUGAAGACAAAAGAAAAUAAUUACGGGCAGCAGGUGCAAAAAACUGUUUUAAACCUUUUACUUAAACUUUAUUUAUUUAUAAAAGUUACUGGGCACCAUGAGAUACUAUUUGUAAAAGGCUGAAAUUUGUAUUAAAAUAAAUGUUAAAAUUAUUCUCCGAAUUUGAACACAUUCAAAUGACAAAUACAUUUGUCAAAAUAUUCUUGUAAAAGCUAGGCCACACGUAGUGCAGAAUGUUAAUAACGGGUUGCGUUUGAUGAUUGACCACCCGAUAGAAUGAAACAAAGAAAAAUGAUUAGGCCAUAAAAUUACCAUCAGAUGAUAAUGGGAUAAAAUAGAGUGGAACAAAAUAUGAAAUUGCUAUGUUGCUCCUGAAUGUCUGGGAAUAGGAUAUGUAGCUUCUUCUUCUUAUGGUGCCUAUCCUUUACGGAUGUUGAACACUUACAUGGCUAUUCUGACUUUGUUGACUGCUGCCCUGAAAAGUCCGGUAGUGGUUAAGUUAAACCAUGUUUCUGGACCAUUUUUCUCAUGCACUUUACCUUGAAGUAUGGUCCCAAGUAGGUCAUAUCGUUGUUCAUUGCACAUUAUAUGGCCAAGAUAUUCCAAUAUUGACUAGAGGAACAAACUACAUUCAACAGAGGAACAACUAAUUCAAAAUCAAAUGAGAAAUAAAUACAUGAACAUAAAAUGAGAUUCUCAAAUGAAAAAAAUGUGGCUUUUUUAGCCAACGAGGAUUCAAUUUUCCAGCAGUUAUAUAAAAUAACGGAGGGUGCACUUGUUUUAAAUUGCUCAACUCUUAGUUUUUACCAGAUUUUGUCAGUGUUAGUUAUUUUUCACUAUUUAAUAGUAAGAUAUUUUCAAAAAUACAAAUACAUAAAUACAUUAAAAGUAAAGGAAUUGAUUAAAAUGUUGUUCAAAUAUAAAAUUUCUGUCUACAAAAAGUUUUCGGAUUAAAAUAACAUUAGCUUUUAAUAAAAAGUUAAUUUAUAAAUAAAGUUAUCAUUCCACUAAUCGUAUCGACAAUUAACUACGAUUUUAUUACAAUAAAAUCGAAUAAUUUUUGUUCUAUACCUAAUAUAGGUACCAUUCAUUAAUAUGUGUUCCAAAUAAAUGUAAAUAAAUUUUAAAACGGUAUCUAAAUGUUAGCAAUUCGUUGUUAAAAUUUAAAUACGUAAUUUUGUUGCCCUUAGAAUGAUAUGUUGGUGGAAUGUAUUCAGGAAGAAUGUAAAAAGUACGAAGUGAGAUAUUUUAUAGUAUUUUUUAAUGGAUCAUUCAAAUUUUAAAUCGUUUUAAAUAAUUUUAUUAAUAAUACGAAUAUGUAUUCAUAUUAUUAUUUAAGCGAAAAUUUAUUUAAUAUUUAUUAAACAAUUGUGAACUUAGUAUUAAGAACAAAAUGUAUUUUUAUCU